CACAUUAUUGCAGCGCCAGCCGUCAUUCUCACCACCACUCUUGAUUCUAUCUCACGCCUUCCUCUAUCCUCUAAGCCAUCGUCAUCUUGUUCUUGCCUUUUUUGACCUUUCGACACGCUUUCAACCCUGUCGCUGUUCACCACCUGCCCUUGCCGCCCCCGUACCCGUCGUCUCAGUCGACCGCGCACUCCCAUUUUCUGAGCUGCGCCUCUUCAGUUCCCACAUCCAUCUCCGCGAUUGAAUCGUUUCUCACUCACUCAUGGCUUCUCCACGACCUCAAUAUCAAAAUCAGCCAUAUCUACCCAAUGGAACCGCCUCUGGUCCAGUCCCGGGAGCCCAAGCUCUUCUACCGAACAACGGCCGCAUCAUUCAGUCAGGUCCCAUUCGCGUUCUAUGCAUCGCUGAUGUCAGAGGCAAUCUGAAAUCGUUGAACGAAUUGGCCAGAACCGCCAAAGCAGACUACAUCUUGCAUACGGGUGAUUUUGGCUUCUACGAUCACACAUCGCUGGAGAGAAUAGCGGAGAAGUCAGAAUCAUUCCUUUUCCCCUCCUCUGUCUCUUAGGCUAACCUCUCAACCAGGACUCUGAAACAUGUCGCACAGUACUCACCUCUUCUGAGCGAGAGUGUCAAGCGUACGAUCGCACAGCCCAAUUCAUCUCGACCCAUCAAACAGCUCUUUCCCCAAGAGCAGCUUCCUCUCUCUGAACUACCACUUCUCUUGAACAAGCAGAUUACGCUUGAUGUUCCCGUCUACACAGUGUGGGGUGCCUGUGAAGACGUCAGGGUGCUGGAAAGAUUUCGCUCGGGCGAGUACAAAGUGGACAAUCUCAAUAUCAUUGAUGAAGUCAACUCGAGACUGCUUGACAUAGGAGGUGUCAAGCUGAGGCUACUGGGACUUGGUGGUGCGGUUGUCAUUCACAAACUCUUUGACAAUGGCGAGGGCAAGACAUACAUUGCAGGAGGACAAGGCACAAUGUGGACGACGCUUCUUCAGAUCGGUGCUCUAAUUGACACGGCCAACCGUGUCUAUGAUCCCUCAGAAACCCGCAUAUUCUUGACCCACGCCUCCCCGGCACGAGAUGGCAUUCUGAAUCAGCUCUCAGUCACCUUGAAGGCCGAUUUCUCGGUGUCUGCAGGCCUACAUUUCCGUUAUGGCAGUUCUUACAAUGAGUUUUCGGUCAAUCCUUCCCUGGAUCACUAUCGUGGCAAGUUAGCCGCGUCGAAAGCCUCCUUCCAAGAUGUCUGGGAGACGGUCAAACUUGAUGUGGAGCAAGCCAUUGAAUCAAACUCAAGCCACAAGGCACUUCUGCACAGCGCAUUGGAGAUUGUAGAGAAGAUGCCUAGCACCGCCAAUGGAGGCAAUCCGUUCGGUGGCCCAGUUGGGGGUGGUGGUGCUGCCGGCCAGGUGGACGAGAGUGCCUUCAAGAAUAUGUGGAAUUUCAACCUUGCCGACGCAGCUUUUGGCUAUCUGGUACUGGAGAUUGAUGGCGGCCGCAUUGGAACAGAGAUGCGAGCACAAGGCUUUAAUUUUGCCCACCGUGGCAAGCCGGGUCUGGCCCAGAAUAUGCCUCCAACCACUUCGGGCGUGUCCGGGUCUAUUCCUUCUGGUCCAGCACCGGUAUCAGCACCGACUGGCCCUGCUCAAAACCGGACUCCUGCUUUCCAAGCCCCCGCCCAACCGUUUCCUCAAGCACCAAAGGCUCAACCGCAACAACAGCAACAAGCACGAUCGACAGGGUCAGGACCAAACCCAGCGUCCAAGUCUGCAGGCCCUCCAACGGGAGCCUCGCCCGCACCACCCGCGACCCAAGGCAAAUCCCUGACACCACAACCAUCCUCAACGUCUGUUCCAACCGCAUCUCCAAUCCCAAACAAACCCCCUACGCCAGCCACGAACGGCUCUGGUGCGGCUGAAAAGGCUGGUGAAUCGGAUCCUGCCAAAGGGAAAGCGAAUGCACCCGCCAGCGAGCGGCGGCCCCUCGCGACUGCACUCUACGUGAGCAACGCGGAGUCGGAGCAAGGGGCACGCGAAUUGAUCGCUGAGGAGGACCGUGACAAGAUCAAGUCUGUCGUGAGACUCGGCAGCAAGUUCUUCAACUGGAAGAUACAAUUUGAGAACCACGAAAUAGCGUCUGCGGCACUGACUCGAGCGGUAGCCGAGACACACAAGCACAAGGGAGCGACUGGGCGGACACCCAAGAUUGCUUUCUUUGAAGAGAAGCCGCCAGCAUUCCAUCAACGUGACCAACCUAGUCAUGGAGGGGCUGGCACAUGGCAAAGCAGCACAAGAGGCGGCACUAACACAAUGUCUGGUGCUCCCACUCCUCGAGGAGGAUAUCAGAGUGGAGGAGCCAGUGAUAGCGAGGGCGGACGUGGCCGAGGAGGCUUCCGAGCGCGCGGGCGAGGACGAGGAGACGAUCGUGGCGGCAGGGGAGGCCGGGGAGGAGGUCGAGGCAGCUACCAGAACAAGGGUGGUGAUGGAACGUCAGAUAGCAAACCAAGCGAGGACAAGGGUGGAGAAAGCAAGCCCGCACCAGCAGCUGGAGAUUCUUAGGGAUAUGUGGCGGAGGAAGCAGCGAUUGACUUCGGGGUUAGAGAUGAUUUACCUGUACUACGGAGGCGGAGAUGGGGUGCUGCAUCAUGGGUGGCGCCAAAUGGCCUGGCGAAGUCCACAUGGUUUUCAAAACUUGGGCUGUUACUUCACGUUCCGAGAGCAGUUUGAACCACCAAAAGGACGGAUAUGGAGUCAAAGCCUUUUUCUCUAUGGUGUUGCACGGGCCAGCGAGCACUCUCCUUUUGUAGUCGAUGUAUUCUAUCACACCUGACUGAGCUAGAAAGAUACAAAAGUACCUUGAACAUAGUUCAUCCGAAUAA
Molecule: messenger RNA, 2874 nt
Organism: Exophiala mesophila
Lineage: Eukaryota; Fungi; Ascomycota; Eurotiomycetes; Chaetothyriales; Herpotrichiellaceae
Exons: 3
Coding region: 974-2554 (526 amino acids)
Molecular function (GO): hydrolase activity
Source: RefSeq, a predicted model, not a curated record